Andrographis paniculata is the source of this 1166-nucleotide messenger RNA. RefSeq lists its product as uncharacterized. NCBI's taxonomy places the organism in Eukaryota, Viridiplantae, Streptophyta, Magnoliopsida, Lamiales, Acanthaceae. The record is from RefSeq and is a predicted model, not a curated record. The coding region runs from base 256 to 1002 and encodes 248 amino acids. The transcript has 5 exons.
UUCAUCUCCGCCGCCUGGAGGACAUACACAGAGCCCAAAUGGUCUGGGAAUAGGAAAUUGGGUUUUCUAGAUCUAGCCACCAUUUAGGGGAAAACCCGAUUAUCCACCAUUGAGGGGAACACUCGAUCAGUCAGCUUGCUUGAGCUCUAAAGAUACAAAACAAGUUUGGGGAUUGAGAUCUAGGGAUAGAUCCACCUACAUAUAAUUUUUAUAUACUCUAACAUAUUAACUGUUUUAUAUGUUUGGGGAUAGAAGAUGCAGAUCACAUUGUUGCGGCCAAAAACCAAUUAUCACUCUCCAUCAAUCAACCGACAAGCAUCAUUCAAAAUAUUUAAACGCAAAUUAAGGGGUGAAACAUACAUCCUCAAAAUGCAUUAUAUGGAUCAUUAUAAAUCAACCAGCAGACAAACUUCACGCCGUCAAAAGCGUGUCAAAGAAAAGACAUGGACAGCAUCAUUCGAAAUAUUCAAACAUGACUUAGGCGAUGAAAAUUACAUCCUUGAAAUGAAUAUUUCGAGCGACGAGUAUGAAAAAAUCGUGUACCAUGUAUUUGUUGUACGGAAGGGUGAAAAACUCGAUAUUGGAGUGAAGAAAAUGUCACAACAACAUACUCAAAACCCAUCAAGAGAUAUAAUAAAUCCACCACUUGAACCAGCUUAUAAUUUAUUUUUACAAGAACGGCUGGAGGGUUGGGAACUCCAAAUAAAAAAGCUUAAUAAUUCAAGUUUCACCGAUAAGGUAUAUGAUUCUACGAUACAUUAUAUUUGUAAUAUUGAUUUUUUUGAAUUAAUAAUGUCAUAUAAAAAUUGCUAUUUUCUAAGACAGUAUUAUAUCCACCUACAAGACUCGUUCACUGAAAGAGUUGCGUUGUCUAUGCUCUAUGGAUGUGAAAUGAAACAUCUAAGUGAAAAGGAAAGGACAUCAAAAAAAAUACGAGUUGGAGAUCUCUUCAUGGCCUUGGCCUUUGAACAAUACAAUAGUAGAUCAAUUCACAUUUAUUAAUUUUCUAUUGUAAAUUAUAUGAUUAAUAUUACCCUAGCAAUAUAUAUGUGUGUGUAAAUAUGUGAUGAGGUUAUGAGGAAUGGAUUUUGUAUUUUAUUUCAUCUUUGCAUUUUUCCUUUAAUUUUCAUUCCCAGAUUUAAUUUCUGUUUCUGUAUUUUUCUAUA